Messenger RNA from Coccinella septempunctata (seven-spotted ladybird), 1492 nucleotides. Its product is annotated as adenosine deaminase 2-like. The coding region runs from base 1 to 1440 and encodes 479 amino acids. The record is from RefSeq and is a predicted model, not a curated record. Gene Ontology annotation, biological process: adenosine catabolic process; inosine biosynthetic process. Lineage: Eukaryota; Metazoa; Arthropoda; Insecta; Coleoptera; Coccinellidae. Gene Ontology annotation, molecular function: adenosine deaminase activity. The transcript has a single exon.
AUGUCAAAAGCAGAGGAAUAUGUAAGUGACAGAAAUAAUAUUUUGAAGAAGGAAGAAAAUAUGUUUUUGGGGUCUUCUCUAAUCCUGAAUGAAAGAGAAAGGGUAUUGGAUAAUCAUAUUCUCAAUCUCAGAAGCGACGAUCCAACAUUAUCGUACCAGAACAGUCACGAUUUUAUUCCAAAAAAACACUUUUUCGAGUGUAGGAUGAAUAUGGUCGACACGGAAAUCUUCAACAUUCUGAGGAGAUUACCCAAGGGUCAUUCAUUACAUACUCAUUUACUAGCAGCGGCCUCCAUUGAUUUUAUUAUAGCAAAUAUAACGUACAGGGAUAACGUAUAUGGAAAACUCAUAAAUGAUCAAUUCAAAUUGAGAUUUCUCAAACCAGAUGAAGCAACAAAAGACGGCUGGUUUUCACUGGAAGAGAAGAGAAAAAAUGACACGAAUUUCGACAGUUGGUUGAAGCAACAAUUGAGUUUAAUUGUUCAAUGCCCACGUGAAUCCUACCCCUCGUUGGAAUCAGUUUGGGAAAAGUUUGAGGGAAAAUUUUCAGCUAUUUAUCACCUGAUUUCUUAUAAACCAGCUUUCGAAGAUUAUUAUUACCAGUGUCUCAAAGAACUUUACGAGGACAACAUAAUGUAUGGAGAAUUCAGAGCAACACCACUGCCAUUUUAUGACUUGGAUGGAGGUGUCUACAAAGCGGAAGACUUUUUCCAUACUAUUUUAGAAGUGGAGGAAAAAUUCAAAGAGGACCACUAUGAUUUCAUAGGAGUUCGUUAUAUACAUUCAUUUAAUAGAGGUAUAUCUCUUGAAGAUCUGAGGAAAGAGUUGGAAGAUCUUCUGACGAUGAAAGAGAAAUUUCCGAAGCUCAUUGUUGGACUAGAUUUUGAAGGCUUUGAAGAACAUGGUCAUACUCUGCUGGAUUUCCACGAAGAGUUGAUCAAUGUUAGAGAGAAACUUGAUUUUUUCUUCCAUGCAGGUGAAACUAACUGGUUUGGUCACACGGACUGUAACCUAGUUGACGCUGUUUUGAUGAAAUCGAAGAGAAUAGGGCAUGGUUUCGCUCUCUCUAGGCAUCCUCAGCUUAUGAACUUAGUGUUCGAAAAUAAUAUUGCUAUUGAACAUUGCCCGAUUUCCAAUCAAGUUCUCCUGUUGAACGAUGAUCCAAGGAACCAUCCUAUAAUUCCUUUACUCUCAAAAGGAUUUCCAGUGGUUAUUUGUAAUGAUGAUCCUGCAGUUUGGGGGGCAACUGGACUUAGUUAUGAUUGGUAUGUGACGUUUCUUGCCAUGACUCCUAAAAAGUGCGGGUUGAAAGUUUUGAAACAAUUCGCUUUGAACUCGAUCCGGUUUAGUGCACUCGAUAAGGACGAUAAGGUCAAGGCGAUGGAUGUGUGGUCUAGACGUUGGGUUAAAUUCAUCUCUGAAAUGAUCGAGGAAAUUUGACCCUAGAUUUAUGGGAAAGACUUUUGUUUUCUACUCUUUCACCAGUAAUGUU